Molecule: messenger RNA, 180 nt
Organism: Arabis nemorensis
Lineage: Eukaryota; Viridiplantae; Streptophyta; Magnoliopsida; Brassicales; Brassicaceae
Source: the annotation of a GenBank genome assembly
AUGGCUAACAGAAAUGGAGGUGAUUGGCAAGAGGAGACUUAUCAAAAGAUCAAAUCCAUGAGAGAAAAGUACUUCCCAGAGCUGAAAGCAUUUUACCAAAUACUUGAAGCCAGGAUGAACAGAGAGUAUUCUCUUCCACAGCAACAAAGAUUACAAAAAGCGCGAUCACGCCUGAAGUAA